AAUAAAGUAUUAACAAAAAUGACAGUAUUGGCAUUCCUUAUUUUGAUUGGGAUACAAUUUUCCCAAGCGGUACCUUCAAAACAGUCUAUUCGAUAUGAAAUAGAGAAGCCGGUUCUUGCAAAAUGGGAAGUAGAAGUGAGAGAAAAUUCUAGAGAGACAGGAAUACUGAACUUAUUGCAAGUGAUUAUCGAACUUCUCACAAACAUUGUAGGAAUCAUGACUGGUUCCUCAGAUUUAGAUGAUCUAGUAACCGCUGUCCAGAACUUCUUUUUCUCUAUAGAAAGAAUGGCGAAUUUUCGAUGGAUUGUGAAUCAGAUUCCUUUCUUUGGACAACUCUUUUCACCAAUAGUGGACUCAAUUGAUUCAGUAUUGCAGAAUACUGACAUGGUUGGGGGACUAUUAUCACAAAUAAUUGUGGGACCAGAUACCGGUGCCAGAUUAGAACCAGAGCCUCAGACACCACCUCCAAAAAGAAACCUAUUUGGGUGAUCAUGAAUGUUGCUAACUGAGAACUCAGGAGUGGAAUAUAUUCUAUUAAUUACUUAGUUUGAUAAGCGAUUUGUUUCAGAAGUCAAACUUUUUUCGUUAGUGAAUUUGUUUGUACAUUGAAAAAUAUGGAGAAUGAUUGUUUCAAUACAUUUCUUUUUUGUGUCAUGUCUCUCAUUGUACAUUUUUAGUGUUUGGGGAAUAAACUAAACUACCGAAUGAAACAGUUGAUGAAAUAAAUAGUUUUUCUGUCA
Messenger RNA from Leptinotarsa decemlineata (Colorado potato beetle), 740 nucleotides. RefSeq lists its product as uncharacterized. NCBI's taxonomy places the organism in Eukaryota, Metazoa, Arthropoda, Insecta, Coleoptera, Chrysomelidae. The record is from RefSeq and is a predicted model, not a curated record.